AUGCCUGGGUCAUUCGCCAAAAUCGUGCGUGGUAGUGAUGUUUACACGUGCGACGUAUGUCGACUUGACCGGAUCCUUACACGCUGGCGAAAGAGCGACGUCGACAGCGACCUGUUCGGGUAUCGACAGGAACCCUCUGAGCCCGCGCCCAAUCUCAAAUGA
Molecule: messenger RNA, 162 nt
Organism: Parastagonospora nodorum SN15
Lineage: Eukaryota; Fungi; Ascomycota; Dothideomycetes; Pleosporales; Phaeosphaeriaceae
Exons: 2
Coding region: 1-162 (53 amino acids)
Source: RefSeq, a predicted model, not a curated record